Sebastes umbrosus (honeycomb rockfish) is the source of this 1306-nucleotide messenger RNA. RefSeq names its product trace amine-associated receptor 13c-like. The record is from RefSeq and is a predicted model, not a curated record. Gene Ontology annotation, cellular component: membrane. Gene Ontology annotation, molecular function: trace-amine receptor activity. Lineage: Eukaryota; Metazoa; Chordata; Actinopteri; Perciformes; Sebastidae. The coding region runs from base 464 to 1306 and encodes 280 amino acids. Gene Ontology annotation, biological process: G protein-coupled receptor signaling pathway. The transcript is spliced from 3 exons.
UGCAUUUAAAAUGCUGAAAAGACCAAGUUGACUGUUAAAAAUGUGUUUGUAUUGUUAUUCUCAGAAAAGAUUGUUGAGCUUUAUUUUGAAGGCUGGAAAGAUAGUGUAAACAGGAAGCGGGUAACAGGAAGUAGGAAGUAUAGAGGAGACCUGAAAACAGAGAGAGAACAUGGGUGCAGUUGUAUAGUUUCUCAUGUUGAAUCCAGUGUAAUCCUGCAUAUGAAUCCCUCAGAAAGCAAUGGCUGCAAGACGGCGGUGAUGCUUUCAUGGACCUCAUCACCUGCUUGGCUCUUUCCAUGUCGGCGUCCCAUGGAACAGCCCUCCAUUUUUUGAAGGUCUGGCAGCAGAGAGGGCCGAGACAGGAUGUCACAGCUUUUUAGCUGCCAUCCCAUGACUGGUUGCUCAUCCCCUGCACAGUUUUACAAGGAGUGGCGACGAAACUACGCCGCUGCACAAUCACGGAAUGGAUGGACAGGACACCCAGACUGGGCAGCUCCACACUCCCACCAACAUCCUCCUCCUCUCUCUGGCUGUCUCAGACUUUCUCGUGGGCCUCCUGCUGAUGCCGGGAGAACUCAUUCGAAAAACAUCCUGCUGGUUUUUUGGUGACCUCAUGUGUUCUCUGUAUAAGUAUUUGUCCUACAUCAUUACCUAUGCAUCAGUAGGUGUCAUGGUGCUCAUAUCAGUUGACCGUUAUGUUGCUAUUUGUGACCCUCUGCAUUACACCUCCAGAAUUACUGUGAAUAGAGUGAAACUCUUUGUUUGUCUGUGUUGGCUCUGUUCCGUUUGCUACGGCAGUCUUGUUGUGAAGGAUGACCUGACUCAACCAGGCAGGUAUCAUUCCUGCUAUGGAGAGUGUUUGAUUGUCAUUGACGUUAUUGCAGGAACUGUUGACCUUGUGUUAACCUUUAUUGUUCCAGUUACUGUCAUCGUAGUUCUGAAUAUGAGAGUAUUUGCUGUGGCUGUGUCUCAGGCUCGUGCCAUGCGCUCUCACAUUACAGCUGUCACACUCCGGCUUUCAGUGACUCAAACAGCAAACAAAUCUGAGUUGAAAGCAGCCAGGACUCUUGGUGUUCUUGUAGUUGUGUUUCUAAUCUGUUUCUGCCCAUACUACUGUUUCACUCUUGCAAGUGAAAACAUGACCAAUUCUUCAAAUACAUUCUUUGUGCUGUUUCUGUUCUAUUUUAACUCAUGUCUAAACCCUGUGAUCUAUGCCUUGUUUUACUCCUGGUUUAGAAAAGCAGUUAUACUCAUUGUCACUCUUCAGAUACUGCAGCCUGGCUCCCGUGAGGCCAACAUACUGUAG